Molecule: messenger RNA, 1624 nt
Organism: Drosophila kikkawai
Lineage: Eukaryota; Metazoa; Arthropoda; Insecta; Diptera; Drosophilidae
Gene: Argl
Product: Argininosuccinate lyase
Cellular component (GO): cytosol
Molecular function (GO): argininosuccinate lyase activity
Source: RefSeq, a predicted model, not a curated record
AUAUUAUUUUCAAAGAUAACACGAUUAUAUAAACAAUAAAAUAUUGUAUUCGUGAGCAGCGCCCUACCGAAGAGCGAUUCCAGUAUACAUCCAACGGUUACGAAGAGCGGAUCCAUCAUGUCCCAGCCACUGCAGCCACCUACGCUCCCUAAAACCUGCUACCAAAUGUGGGGCGGACGCUUCAGCCAAAAGCCUCACGAAGCUUUGGAGGCGCUGAACAACAGUCUGCCCUACGACUCUCGGCUCUAUGCAGAUGAUCUGGAUGCCAGCAAGGCGUAUGCAGAGGCUCUUCAUCGAGCUGGUCACCUGGACGAAGCCGAGGCGGAUAAGCUGGUCAAGAGUCUGGAGCUAUUACGCUUUGAUUGGAUCGAGGGCACAGUGAAGUUCCGGCCAGGAGAUGAGGACGUGCACACGGUCAACGAGCGGCUGCUGGUGGAGAUCACCGGUGAACUGGGCCAGCGGUUGCACACAGGACGGAGUCGCAACGACCAGGUGGUCACGGAUAUGAAGCUGUGGCUGCGUAAGGCUAUUCGUGAAACCCUGGGCCGCCUAAGCCGUGUCAUAGAAACAGCCAGCCGACAGGCAGAGCAUCACCUGGGCGUCCUGAUGCCAGGAUACACACACCUUCAGCGCGCCCAGACCGUCCAGUUCUCCCACUGGCUGCUAUCGCAUGCCUUUGCCCUGCGAGAAGAUGGCCUGCGGCUGGCUGAGCUCCGGGAGCGGGCCAAUGUCCUGCCUCUGGGGAGCGGUGCACUGGCGGGGAAUCCUCUUGGCAUCGACCGCCUGUGGCUGGCCGAGCGUCUGGGGUUCUCGGGGGUGACACCCAACAGCAUGCAUGCAGUGGGAGAUCGCGACUUCGUAGUUGACUUUAUUUACUGCUGCUCCUUGGUGAGUCUCCAUCUGUCACGUUUGGCCGAGGACCUGAUCAUCUACAGCACCAAGGAAUUUGACUUUAUUCGUCUGGCAGAUAGCUUCUCCAGUGGCAGCAGCCUGAUGCCUCAGAAACGGAACCCGGACAGCUUGGAGCUUAUACGUGGCAUGUCGGGGGUGAUCACCUCGAACCUGACGGGCAUUAUGAUGACCAUCAAAGGCACACCGUCCACCUACAACAAGGACCUGCAGUUUGACAAGGAGUACUGCUUCCAGUCCUUCGAUAAGCUUUCCCAGGUGCUAGAGGUCACCGAUGGUGUCCUGCAGACGAUGCAGGUGCAGCAGAAUUCAAUGGAAGCUGCCCUCAGCACGGAUAUGUUGGCCACGGAUUGGGCUUACUAUUUGGUGAAGAAGGGACUUCCCUUCCGCCAAGCCCAUCAUGUCAUUGGCCGCGUGGUUUCCCUGGCCGAGGAGCGUGGUGUGGAUAUCACCGACCUGCCGCUGGGCGAGCUGCAAGCCUUCUGCCCCGCCUUCGGAUCCGACAUAGUCAGUGUGGCGGACUACUCUAACAACGUGCAGCAAUACAACGCCAUUGGAGGCACCUCCAGUUCCAGCAUCGUGGAGCAGCUAAGGCUGCUUAAGAAAUUCGCCAAGGAUUUGCGCAAGCAGUCCUAGCUAGCAGGAGCAGCGCUUUAUUUCGUUUGAAUUUUUGGUUUUUUGAUUAACAAAUUAAAAAGUUACAUUUACAAACUGA